Molecule: messenger RNA, 4322 nt
Organism: Pseudophryne corroboree (corroboree frog)
Lineage: Eukaryota; Metazoa; Chordata; Amphibia; Anura; Myobatrachidae
Gene: SEC24D
Product: SEC24 homolog D, COPII coat complex component
Exons: 23
Coding region: 177-3254 (1025 amino acids)
Biological process (GO): intracellular protein transport; endoplasmic reticulum to Golgi vesicle-mediated transport; COPII-coated vesicle cargo loading
Cellular component (GO): COPII vesicle coat; endoplasmic reticulum exit site
Molecular function (GO): zinc ion binding; SNARE binding
Source: RefSeq, a predicted model, not a curated record
UCGGCGGGUGCGCGCCCCAGCUGUGGCUGCUAUCUGACGUGGCAGAGCUCGCUCCCCUGUGCCACCGGCUCCGCUGCUGCAAGUUCCCUACAACUAGGACCGUGGUACCGGCAGGGACAUCACUGCCAGCCCAGAUAAUUUGAGAUUUUGCCAUUGCUAAUGAAAGUGUCAUCAGAAUGAGUCAGCAAGGCUACGUGGCACCAUCUCCAUACUCCCAACCUCAGCCUGGAUUGGGAGGUUAUCCUCCUGGCUAUGGAACACCUGCCAUGUCACCUACCUAUGGACAUCAUGCCGGGUCAAAUGUUGGCUCUCCCCCACCUCAAAUAGCUGGUAUGAAACCUGCGGUACCAUUUGGAUCCCCUGCUCCUCUGAACUCUCCUUCUCAAAAUAACUCAUAUAAUGGACCAAAUUCAUCUGGAAAUCACCAGCAGAGGCAGCAAGGACCUCCAACUACAAGCAUUGUUUCACCUUCCUACCCUGCCUUUGGUCAGUCUCCACCUCAUUUCAACAAUGGUGCUCCAUCGCCAGUUCAUCAGAUGGCCAACCAACUUAACAACAUGCAGAUAGGUGGCUAUGGGCCUUCUGGUUCAAUGACUUCUCAGAUGCCACUUAGCCCAAAUAUGCCUUCCAGUUUCCCACCACAGACACACCACAUAGGGCCAGGAUCCCAUCCACCUCCGGGACCAAAUAACAAUCUCAAUGGCUUACAUUCGGAGCCUCAAUUACCUCAUGGCAGUAUGCAAGAUGGAAUUACUGGACAUCAUCCUUACCAGCAACAAAUUCAAGGCCAGCCUCCAAAUCUUGGAUAUCCUCCACAAAAUCAAAACAGUUAUGGUGCUCAGUUACCAGGACCUCCAGGACCUCCAAUGUCUUACCCUGGUCCAUUUCCUGGAAGCCAACAGCAAAUGUCUGGCCCACCACCCAAAAAACUUGACCCAGAUUCCAUACCUAGUCCAAUACAAGUGAUUGAGAAUGAUAAGAUCAGCAGAGGUGGUCAAGUCUAUACUACUAAUGUCAGAGGACAGGUCCCUCCACUCGUUACCACUGACUUCACAGUACAAGAUCAAGGGAAUGCCAGUCCACGUUACAUUAGAUGCACAACAUAUUGCUUCCCUACCUCCUCUGAUAUGGCUAAACAGGCUCAGAUUCCACUUGCUGCUGUCAUCAAGCCUUUAGCUGUGGUUCCCCCAAAUGAGACUCCUCUUUAUCUUGUAAACCAUGGAGAAACUGGACCAAUUCGUUGUAACCGAUGUAAAGCUUAUAUGUGUCCAUUCAUGCUUUUCACUGAGGGAGGACGACGAUACCAGUGUGGAUUUUGCAACUUUAUCAAUGAUGUUCCUCCAUUCUAUUUCCAACAUCUGGACCAUAUUGGCAGGAGAACAGACCAUUAUGAGAGGCCAGAGCUAUCUCUCGGAUCUUAUGAAUAUGUUGCUACAUUAGAUUACUGCAGGAAAAAAAAGCCUCCCAGUCCACCUGCGUACAUUUUCAUGAUCGACGUGUCCUACAGCAACAUAAAAAAUGGUGUCGUCCGCCUGAUAUGUGAGGAACUGAAGACUUUGUUGGAUAAUCUUCCAAGGGAGGAGAAUGCAGAGACAUCAGCUAUUCGUGUGGGAUUUGUCACUUACAAUAAGGUUCUGCACUUCUACAAUGUGAACAGUAACCUGGCCCAGCCACAGAUGAUGGUGGUGACAGACACAGCCGAGGUCUUCCUGCCUUUACUGGAUGGCUUUCUUGUCAACUUUCAGGAAUCCAGAUCAGUGAUUAACAACUUGCUUGGUCAGAUUCCAGACAUGUUUACAGACACCAAUGAAAGUGAGACUGUCUUUGCUCCAGUUGUCCAGGCCGGCAUGGAGGCGCUAAAGGCAGCAGAAUGCGCUGGGAAGCUUUUUAUCUUCCAUUCAUCCCUUCCAACUGCAGAAGCCCCAGGAAAGCUGAAGAACAGAGAUGACAAGAGACUGAUUAACACAGACAAGGAAAAGACCCUUUUCAUGCCCCAGUCUAAUGUAUAUGAAAACCUGGCAAAGGAUUGUGUGUCCAAUGGAUGUUCAGUUGACCUGUUCCUAUUUCCCAACCAAUAUAUUGAUGUAGCAUCAAUGGGCCUUGUGACAAUGUUCACAGGAGGGACUCUGUACAAGUACAAUAAUUUCCAGGUGCAUACCGAUGGGCUACAGUUUAUAAAUGACCUCAGGAAAGAUAUUGAAAAGCGAAUAGGAUUUGACGUUAUAAUGAGAGUUCGCACAAGUACAGGCUUUAGGGCCACAGAUUUCUUUGGCGCUCUCUACAUGAACAACACUACAGACAUAGAAAUGGCAGCUAUAGACUCAGACAAAGCCGUGACUGUGGAGUUUAAACAUGAUGACAAGCUGAGCGAGGAUGCAGGAGCACUGAUUCAGUGUGCUCUAUUAUACACAACUAUCGGUGGCCAGAGACGCCUGCUUAUACAUAACAUCAGUCUGACCUGCAGUUCGCAACUUUCAGAUCUAUACAAGAGCUGUGAGACAGACGCCCUCAUAAACUUCUUCGCUAAAUCAGCUUACAAAGCAAUCCUGAAUCAUCCUCUAAAGACAGUGCGUGAUGUUUUGAUCAAUCAGACUGCGCACAUGCUUGCAUGCUAUAGGAAGAACUGCGCCAGCCCAUCGGCUGUCAGCCAGCUGAUCCUUCCGGACUCCAUGAAAGUGCUGCCAGUCUAUAUGAACUGCUUGUUAAAGAAUGAGGUUCUAGUUGGCAGCCCAGAGAUUGCCACUGACGAGAGGACUUUCCAAAGGCAGCUGCUAACGUCAAUGGAUGUGGCCAGCUCCCAGCUCUUUUUCUACCCACUACUUUUCCCAAUACACACAAUGGACAUCAAGAGUGACACCAUUCCUGCAGCUGUGCGCUGCUCCGAGGAGCGUUUGUCCGAUGGAGGAAUAUUCCUAUUGGCCAAUGGAAUAAACAUGUUCCUGUGGUUGGGUAUCAGUUCUCCACCUGAAUUUAUCCAAGGCAUUUUUAAUGUGCCCUCCUUUGCACACAUCAGCUCAGAAGUCACAUCACUGCCUGAAGUGGACAGCCCUUAUUUCAAGAAACUAAGCACAAUUAUGAAACUCAUUCAGAGCAAAAGUUCCCACUCGAUGAAGCUGGUCUUAGUGAAGCAGAAGGACAAGGCAGAGAUGGCUUUCAGACAACUGCUGGUGGAAGACAAAGGUCUGCUAGGCGGUACUUCAUACAUGGAUUUCCUCUGCUGUGUCCAUAAAGAGAUCCGCCAGUUUCUUACCUAAGCCACCCAAGAAGCCUCCUAUAGAUCGUCCUCAUACAUACCAGCAAACACUGUCCUGACAUACGCUGUGGGGUAGUGUACUACACAAGAAAUUACAUGACAUUUCGCAAUCUUUAUUUUCAGUGCUCACUUUUUUUUUUCCAAGUGAGUUUUGUGUAGCAUCAAGCAAAUCUGUUCUCUCUUAUGGAAGUAGCCAUUUGUUUGACUGGUUACUUCAAAAUAAAAUAUAUAUAUUUGUGUGUUAAAAGAAGGAAGCAAUUUAUACGUAUUUAUGUCUGAAAUUUGCAUAAGAAUUCUGUUUUUCUCUGAUCACAUUGUGAUGGCUUUGUUACAAAAUAUGUACAGGUUGAGUAUCCCAUAUCCAAAUAUUCCGAAAUACAGACUUUUUGAGUGAGAGUGAGAUAGUGAAACCUUUGUUUUUUGUUGGCUCAAUGUACACAAACUUUGUUUAAUACACAAUGUUAUUAAAAAUAUUGUAUUAAAUGACCUUUAGGCUGUGUGUAUAAGGUGUAUAUGAAACAUAAAUGAAUAGUGUGAAUGUAGACACACUUUGUUUAAUGCACAAAGUUAUAAAAAAUAUUGUAUAAAAUUACCUUCAGGCUGUGUGUAUAAGGUGUAUAUGAAACAUAAAUGCAUUCUGUGCUUAUAUUUAGGUCCCAUCACCAUGGUAUCUCAUUAUGGUAUGCAAUUAUUCCAAAAUACGGAAAAAUCCGAUAUCCAAAAUACCUCUGGUCCCAAGCAUUUUGGAUAAGGGAUACUCAACCUGUAUUUCUUAACUCGAUCUUCAAAUAAACUGUCAAAUGAAUGAAUGGGUUACAGGUACGCACAGAUGUUAUAGUAUCGGGAGAGACUGAUGAUUUCACACCCCUGUGAACUAUUGCUUUUUAUUGGUCAAGUUUAAUCUUCAGAUGUAACAUGUGCCUUCCCGCUGGCAUAGAAAAUGUCCUUACAGGAGGUGCCCAACACAUCAGCUAAUGUUAAUAAUAAUAACAACAACAAUAAUUUCUUCAUUAGUAGUAAAAUACUUCAUAAUAAUAACCAAGAAUAAAUCAUUCAAAAAGUAUCAGAA